CGUAGACAUCUGCAGCUGCAGAUACAAGACGUCUUUACCACGCAGCGAAAAGGAGCACAUCCCCUCGGGCUCUAUCUGUGAAUAAAAUUGCCUCUAAGGUUCAGGAUGGGACACAGCAAACGUCAACAGGCUCAUAAGUCACUUCUGACAGGGAGCAGACCAGCCAGGUAAGCUUUUAGGAGUCCCUCAUUAGAAGGUCCCAGUUGGCUCAUUUCCCUACAUGCACAGUGGCUGACCCCCUGGCAGAGCUAUGAGACCUGAUUUCCCUGAUGCACAAAAUAGACUCAGUAGGUGUUGGGUAGUUGGCUUGGCUUCAGUGAUGGAUGUUCCUUCAGCCCCAAAUCAGCUGAGAUGGAGGAGCUGAUGUGCGGCUAUAAUGCACUUAGAGACUGAAUCAAUCUACUAAACUCUCCUUCUCCAGUGUGGCUAUUUAAAGAAGCAAUUAAUGUAAAAGAAAAAGACUUGCUAGUGCCAACAUCUGAUUGUGGCCUCUCAUAACCAGCCGGCUGAUUGAUAACUUCCACUCUCCUGUCAGACUGAUUUAAGGUUUGUGGCCUCGCCUACAACGUCAGAUCUCCGUAUUUCACUCAGACUGUCCACGGUCCUCAUGAAAAGGAGCCUAUUGACAAAAGCAACGAUGACUAGCUAUUGAUUUUGUACGCAAUAGUUCUGGCUCCUCCUCCCGGCCCUGAAAGGAUAAAUAUAUUGAUGGGAUGGACCUGGGGCAGUAGUUUCUUGCCUUGCUUCGGGGCGAAUCAUAGUGCGGCUAGUGUUUGGAGGCUCACAAUGAGUAGUAUGGACAAGGUGACAGUUUAUAACAGCUGCUUAGGACUCCUGGCUUUGUUACUUCUGCAAGGAGUGCUUAAUGUGGAGGGAAGGAGCAUAUUCAACCCAGGAAACCAUGUUUUUAAUCCAAAAGAAGACACAGAUUCACAGAGCAAGAUCCUAGCACUGUUACUACGCAAGAGCUUAGUUCCUGUUGAAAAGGACGAUCCUCUUGGGCUUGAACUGGCCAAUAAAUUGGCUGAAUUAGAGGAGCUGCAGGCACUGAAAGAGGACUUGAUGCUGGAGAGGGAGAUCACAACCAAUCUAGCAGAGGGCAAAUCUAUAAGCAGAAAGAGAGGAGAACCUUGUUUCUGGAAGUACUGUGUCUGACAGAGGAGGACCACCACUGUGACCGUUUGCUGCAAAGCCCCACAUAGCCUUAAGACUCCAAACACCAGUAAUAUAAUCACAUUAUAUUUUAUCCCAGCAAUAUAGAGUUGUAUAAGUCAUCAGUAAGCCUGUCAUUUCCAUCACAUUGAUAGAAAAUCUCAGCCAUGGAUGUACAUCUUUAUUCUGUAAAUAAUCUGCUGUUCACUGGAAAUACUUGAGGGUCAGGCAUGAUGACUUCAUGUACUGGAGGGAAAAUGAUUUUAUUAUCAGCAGGGACAUCUACUUUCUGCUUGGUUUUGUCGCUCUCUUGUGGCAGAUUUGUGCAUACAAUUUAGUUUGUGUACUGCUGCAUACAAACAUCUUAUGUCUCUGCUUUUAGA
Messenger RNA from Cheilinus undulatus (humphead wrasse), 1535 nucleotides. It is a transcript of the gene uts2d, whose product is annotated as urotensin 2 domain containing. The record is from RefSeq and is a predicted model, not a curated record. Gene Ontology annotation, biological process: blood vessel diameter maintenance; regulation of blood pressure. Bases 709 to 1155 code for a protein of 148 amino acids. NCBI's taxonomy places the organism in Eukaryota, Metazoa, Chordata, Actinopteri, Labriformes, Labridae. The transcript is spliced from 6 exons. Gene Ontology annotation, cellular component: extracellular region. Gene Ontology annotation, molecular function: hormone activity.